AUGGCCAGAGCAGCCAGAGGAGCAGAGAGGUCGAGACCAAUCCUGAAACCUGCACCUCUCAGGCCGAAGCUCACAUUCACACCCUCCACCAUGAAGGUCUCCGCCGCCCUGGUGUGCCUGCUGCUCACAGCAGCUGCCUUUAGCGCCCAGGUGUUCGCCAACCCAGACUCCGUUUCCAUCCCCAUCACCUGCUGCUAUAGUGUGGUCGAUAAGGAGAUCCGCGUCCAGAGGCUGAAGAGCUACACGAGAGUCACCAACAGCCAGUGUCCCUGGGAAGCUGUGAUCUUCAAGACCAAAAAGGACAAGGAGAUCUGCGCGGACCCCAAGGAGAAGUGGGUCCAGGAUACCAUGGGCCUCCUGGACAGCAGGGCCCAAGCGCUGAAGCCUUAACACGUCACACCUGGAUGCAGAGACCGUCAGGGCCUGAGGAAACCCUUAUUUAUUUCCCCUCAACCUUCCCCAGGCGCAGAUGGCAUUAUUUUAUUACCAUGUACAUAAUGUAAAGCGAAACAUUUCUUAGAUAAUAUUUAAUUAAAUAUAAGCUAUUGAUGGUUUGGCUUUAUCUGCUGUAAAUCCUAAUGAAUGAAAAAUGCCAAACCCGGCGACCUUUUCCUUUCCUGUGAGCCCAGCUAAGUUCACGGCCAGGUGUGAUCGUUCUCCCUCUCACGUGCCUUCAGUGUUGGGAAUCCUCCCGUGGGUCGUCAGAGUGAAAGACUUCUGGGCUUUUGUAAGUGUAAGCUAUGUAACGUUGUUGAUGAAAUUAAUGUUAUUAGGUAACUAUGGAAUUUUCAAAU
Molecule: messenger RNA, 794 nt
Organism: Myotis myotis
Lineage: Eukaryota; Metazoa; Chordata; Mammalia; Chiroptera; Vespertilionidae
Product: C-C motif chemokine 8-like
Exons: 3
Coding region: 1-390 (129 amino acids)
Biological process (GO): neutrophil chemotaxis; G protein-coupled receptor signaling pathway; immune response
Cellular component (GO): extracellular region
Molecular function (GO): CCR chemokine receptor binding; chemokine activity
Source: RefSeq, a predicted model, not a curated record